AAAAUGGCACAGCCUUAAUUUUGAUGGAUCUUCCUUUGGUAACCCCGGACAUUCAGCAGCCAGAGGAGUUAUCAGAAACAGCAAUGGUUACCAAUGGAGGAGAUGACUUGCGAUUGUUGUUAGCUGAAGGAGAGCAGAUCGAUGAUGAGGAACGAGUGAUGAGAAUGGUGAUUAGAGAUGGAAGGGGUGAAAACUGAUGAUUGAAGAAAAUGGAGAAAGAGGGUUUUGGAUAGGAGAAGAAUCGGAUCUGGUUCGUUUCAUUCUAUCUCUUCUACUUCUUGUUUCUACUUUCUGUAAGAUCUAUUAGAGGAGCGGCCAAAGGAAGAAAGAAAAAGAAGAAAAAAAUGGUUGAGUUUACAGUCUUGGUGUUGUCAGCCACGGCAUCAGAGCCUAAAUAAUUCAAGGUAGGCAGAUCUUGGUGUUCUUUUCUCUGUAGCCCGUCUUUGUCUUCUUAAUUCUCUCCAUAUUUUUGUUUGUAUUUUCCUUCACUCCUACAGUUCCCGUUGUUUAGAAAAGAAAAUUCUACGCCAUCA
Messenger RNA from Rubroshorea leprosula, 533 nucleotides. The record is from the annotation of a GenBank genome assembly. Lineage: Eukaryota; Viridiplantae; Streptophyta; Magnoliopsida; Malvales; Dipterocarpaceae.